This is a messenger RNA of Neltuma alba, 1342 nucleotides long. Its product is annotated as MADS-box protein SOC1. NCBI's taxonomy places the organism in Eukaryota, Viridiplantae, Streptophyta, Magnoliopsida, Fabales, Fabaceae. Gene Ontology annotation, cellular component: nucleus. The coding region runs from base 420 to 1100 and encodes 226 amino acids. Gene Ontology annotation, molecular function: DNA-binding transcription factor activity; protein dimerization activity; RNA polymerase II transcription regulatory region sequence-specific DNA binding. The transcript has 10 exons. Gene Ontology annotation, biological process: positive regulation of transcription by RNA polymerase II. The record is from RefSeq and is a predicted model, not a curated record.
GUUCUCUGCACUCUAUCGGGGGUCUCCUGCCUGUUUCCCUUGUGUCUUCUUUCCUUUUCUGUGCACCCCGCUAUUUAUUCCUUCCUUCCUUCCUUCUUUCCUUCCUCUGAGCAUUUCUGGGUUCUUAUUUGCUCCUUUUUUUGUAAAUCUCUUAUUACUUUUCUUGGCCAUACAUACGCGCCCGCGCUUUGAAUUUUCUCAGAACUAGCUGUUUCUUGAAAUUUAACUAAUUGCUUUUUCUGGCCGCUGGUUUUGAAAAGCUUGGUCUCUCCUUAGCUUGACUUUCGGAUUUUUUUUCCCUGUCAUGCUUGCUGGAGUUUUCAAGUUCUAGGUAGGGAAAGGCUCGGAUCUGCUGAAAUCCACUACUUCCUCUCUACACCUUUCUGGGAUUCAGUAUUCACAGAGAAAUAGAGGUAGAGAUGGUACGAGGGAAGACCCAGAUGAAGCGUAUAGAGAACGCCACGAGCAGGCAAGUGACCUUCUCAAAGCGCCGUAAUGGGCUGCUCAAGAAGGCCUUUGAACUCUCAGUGCUUUGUGAUGCCGAGGUUGCCCUCAUCAUCUUCUCUCCCAGAGGCAAGCUUUAUGAAUUUGCUAGCUCCAGCAGCUUGCACGAGACUAUUGAACGCUACCGCAAGCAUACCAGGGAUGCUCAAACAGCCAACAGAUCGAGUGAACAAAAUAUGCAGCAUUUGAAGCAAGAAGCAGCAAGCAUGAUGAAGAAAAUUGAGCAUCUUGAGCUCUCAAAAAGGAAACUCUUGGGGGAGGGUUUAGGGUCAUGCUCCAUACAAGAGUUAAAUCAGAUAGAACAACAGUUGGAGAAGAGUGUGAGCACCAUUCGAGCAAGAAAGAAUCAGGUUUACAACGAACAAAUCGAGCAACUAAUAGCAAAGGAAAAAGCCUUAGAAGCUGAAAAUGCAAGGCUCUAUGAGAAGUGUGGUAUACAGCCACAGCAAGAAACAAAUGGUGAGCAGCAGAGAGAAAGCCAACCCUAUGCAGAAAGCAGUCCAAGUUCGGAGGUGGAAACUGAGCUAUUCAUUGGAUUACCAGAAACCAGAGCAAGACGAAGCAUUUUGCCUCCUCUACCUCCAAGGUCUAGUUGAAAAUUUUUAAAACCCUACCUCUGCAAAUAUUAUAUAGGAAAAAAUAAGGGCAAGCCCCAACUGUUUUUCAGCAUUGUACAUCAGAAAUGUCUCUGUCUGUCUGUCUCAUUGGGAUAAGUAAUAAUGGUGAUGACGACUAUGCAAGUGACAUUGCCAUUUUGUUUCGUGACAUUGCUCAUGCCUUGUAAUCUACAGUAUCUUGCACAUUGUAUAUUUGUACUACUUUCCUUGACGUUUUAGAA